AGUUGGUCAAACUUACUGUAACAGUUUGGGGAACGGCGUCCAUCCUCAUCCAGCCACGUGCACCCAAUACAUCGUGUGCACAAACGGUGGCACCCAUGUCUACGAUUGUCAGUCUGGACUUGGGUUCGACUCCGUCGUGAAAGCGUGUGUGGACAUCGCAUCCGCCAACUUGUGCCAUAUUACAACUACUGCGGUGCCAGUAACGGCAGGUAAGCUACAUUUUUUUUAGGAAUGCGUUUCAAGCUGUCGUUGGUGAAAGGGGCCGGCGAACUUGAAUUCAUCAGGGCCGUGGAUAUUGAAAUGAUCCGGUGAAACUACUAAAUUACUUCUAGUUUCUGAGACAUCUAAGUCGUCACAAUAUCGACCAUGUUUUGUCACCAAACCAAACAUAAUAAAAAGAUAAUGACGUAGGUUUUAAGCUUGUUGAUUGUUUAAACGCCUUUGAUGUGUCUGUUGUGGUGACAUCUUUUAAAAAGCCAUUGGUUUCUUGGAGAUUCGUUUUUUUAGACGUUCUGUAACUGUUUCGGAAAACGUUCGGGCUAGUUUCCUCCAUUUUUCUGAAUCAACUUAUAGUUUUGGGUAUUGUAUAUGUGUUAAUAUAUUUUUAUGACACCCCAUUCUUGAAACCGUCAACUCUAUAAAACAAUUUCAUUAAUGCAUCAUUAUUGCACUUUGCUUCCACGGGCAUAGCAUUGGGCGUUGGGAUAAGACAGUUAAUUGUUAUUCUAGUUUAUAAUGAAGUUAUUUAUGCAGCUCGAUACUGUUGGUCGCUUUUGUUCGCCAAUAAAGUUUUCAACCUAACAAAUUCACCUCAACUAAAAGUGUGAGCUUAGGCAAUCCCACUGCUGCACUCGUCUUUGAGAAGGCGCACUUUCACAUGUGUUUAUUGUUUUAAGUAUUACCCGUAUGGCUUUUUGUACCAAACCUUAUCAUUUGACCUUUUUUCGUUUCUCUGUGAAUCAAGAGUACUGUAGAGUGCACGGUCUGUCCAAUGGACUCCAUCGUCAUCCACAGAAAUGCAGCCAGUACAUCCUGUGUACUAACGGCCAAACCCAUGUUUAUGGCUGUGCGGCUGGGCUUCUAUUCGACACCAACGUGAACGCCUGCGUCGACAGCAGCAUUGCCACGACGUGCAACAACCAAGUAGCUACUGUGGUCCCAACUUUUCCAGGUAUAGUGGAUCACGACAUAUUUAUUGUCAAAAUGACAAGCCAAAAAUGUACAUGCUGAGAAUGUCGUGUAGAAAGAGGCAGAUGUCGGAUAUUCUAAAUCAUUUAUUGCUCUGAGAUAAUAAUUAUUUUUCUUUUAAUCUUCCUUCGCAAACUUCUCUUUAAGUCAACCCUAUAUUUUUUUCCCCCCACGCAACUAGUGAAAACUCAAAUAAAAAUGUUAAGUCUGUGGGGGAAAAAAACAAAACUUUUGAUGCCAAUGGCACAUUGCAAAUUUGGUUAAAGAGAUAAUUGGGACAUACCAUAAACAAAAUUACGUCAGGACAAAAGGCUUGAUACAUGUAUAUGUGUUUGUAUUAAUUAUCACAUGUAAACUUUCCGAUCUUUAUUUUCAAUAGUUCUAGUUGAAAAUGUUUUAUUAUCAGUAUGCGAACUAUAAAUAUGUACAUUGUCAUCAAGACACAUGUCCAUCUCAUUGGAGAAAUAAGAGGAUCUUAUCUUAUAUCACCCGGAGCCGUCACGUGGGCUUUGUAACCUCUGCGGUUGCAGGGGUGGGUGGUGGUCUCGGAUAUUUUAAGGUGAUCAAAGUUGUGGUGUUAAUUUUUUUCUUUUCAAACGAUCAGGGGCAUAAAACCGAAAAGCAGCAGGGACCGUCAAAAAGUCACGCAACGACUCUGGUAUCACCUACAUUGCCAUAGCCUUUGGCUAAUGGAUAGUUUUCAUGAGCUGAGUUUGGUGGUUAUUAGGUCAUGAUUUUGUGUAAGAAUUAUUUAUUUUAUUUUUUAUUUUUUGGUUGGGGAUCAGCGCCUAUUCAGAGACCGCCUCCUGUGAAACAAGCUCUAAUUUACGCCUCUGCUCUUGACAAACUGACAUAGUAGUAGAGAGUCCUGUAUAAUCACAUGUGCAUGUCCUCAAACGAUGACAAAUAAUUGUGACUAUCAUUGUCUUCAACUUUUAUCUACCUUGUUGGGUCCCCCCCCCCCACACCAAUUUAAAAAAAAAAAUCUUAAUCAUGUCAUCUUGACCUAGAAGCCAGCAAUUUCGUUUUACACAGAUUAGAGUCCUUUAUAAUCACAUGUGCUUGUCCUCAAACGAUGACAAAUAAUUGUGACUAUCAUUGUCUUCAACUUUUUUCUACCUUGUUGGGUCCCCCCCCCCCCACACCAAUUUAAAAAAAAAAAUCUUAAUCAUGUCAUCUUGACCUAGAAGCCAGCAAUUUCGUGUUACAAAGAUGACAAAUCGUCGGCACCAAUACUUUUAUUUCUCCAGGUCUUGAUACAGUCUGCGAGAGGUACAAACUGCCAGGGGGAACAUACCCGGACCCAGCCAACUGUGACUCAUUUGUUGAGUGCCUGGACGGCUUCACGCACAUCAUGAAAUGCCCGGAUGGUCUGAUGUUUAACUUGCUUUCCAAAAGUUGCGACCACCACGGCAACGUCAACUGUUUAAAUAAUUACUCUUAUUCUUUUUCACAAUUUUCGGGAUGAGGACAUGACGUAGAUCUAAGGGAAUCGACCAUGACCUUGCAGACUUUGAGGAAAGUGACGCCUUAGUGUAAUAGAUUACACUAGUAUAAGGAACACAUAUUGUUUUUUUUUUAAGUUUUUUUUUUUUUAAAUUAACAUAUGUAGUAGAUUCACGUUACCUGAUUUUAUUAUUGCCAUUUUUGAUUUAUAGUUUGACAAUGUUAAGUGUCUUUAAGUAAUGUAUAAUAAAUUAUUCUAUUAUUUAUAAACAUGUUUUAAAUUUUAUUUGGCAUAAUCAUAAUUGAUCUAUCCUUGCCUUCCAUCUUUUUCUCAUCUCCUUAAAAAGAUAUAUUUCGAGAUAGACAGAGAAAAUAUUUGUUUAAGAGCAAAAUGAGUUUAAAAAAAAAAAACGUGGAAGUGUAUUGUAGGACCAUACCGAUGUGGUGUUUAUUUUUUCCUCAAUUCGCCAAUUAAACAAUUUUUCUCACACGUUGUCUUCGUUUCAGUGAUCAUCGAUCUGGCUAAAAAUUGUUCUGUUACUGACUUACUUCAUUAUCUAUUCAUGUUUCUAUUUUAUGCCAUGAGUUGAUCUACUUCACUCCUCAUAUUGAAUGGUAGCUUAUUACGACCUUAAAGUGCACUAAUCUUAAAAAUAAACAAUUGGCUUUAAAUGUUUAGUGUUUUUUACGUAAGCAAUACAAAUUAUAUGUUUAUAAAUACUCUAUCUAAUUGUAGAGCUUUGUAUACAAAAUCUGACCUGCCCACCUAUGCAUAUUUUUCAUGUUUUUACACGUUUUUUUUUUUAUUUUGCACCCUUAUUGCCAAAAAUCCAAUUUCAAACGUAAAAUACGAAUUUUAAACAAAAGGUUUAAUAAUUAUCAUGUUCGAAAGUAGUAAAAAGCUAUUCGCUUCCUCUGUCUAACCACACCGAACGUUUUCAACACCAGAUGAGUGCCACUUGGAGUGAAAUAGGUUGUCCAACUUUUAGGCGACUAUUCUGCUGUGCAGG
Messenger RNA from Lymnaea stagnalis (great pond snail), 3644 nucleotides. Lineage: Eukaryota; Metazoa; Mollusca; Gastropoda; Lymnaeidae. The record is from the annotation of a GenBank genome assembly.